GAGAGAGAGAGGAUUAACCGGAUUGUCCCCGGAGUCGCAGGGCUGCGCUCGUGCUCUCAACUUUCACGCGUAAAAGUGUGCUAGAAAUAUGAUAAAGCGGUGGAAUUCGCGGAUUAACCUCGUGAUGAAAACCAGAUGAACACACACUGACGUUUUUCCUUUCCUUUUUCACCCCUUUUUUAUUUGUAUAACUUUGUUGUUGUUGUUGUUGUUGUUGUUUUAAAUCUCGCCCGCUCGCGCACCGGGAUGAGGGAGUUUCCCAGGUGUCUGUUGAACCGCAGGAGCCCGCUGCUGGUGGUCGUGUGUGUGCUCGCGGUGAUGUUCUUCUACAUGCUGCACUUCGACACUUCGCGCGUCAUGACAUUGCCGUUCACGCGGUAUCGCGAGCUCACCAGCGUCCCGGUGACCAGCGCGCGCAACAACAGUGUACCCAGCGCGCGCAACAACAGUGUACCCAGCGCGCGCAACAGCAGUGUACCGACAGUGGACACGCAGAGCAAUCAACUCCAACAGUACUGUCCCGAGACUCCUCCGAAGUUAGAUGGGCCGCUGUAUGUGGAUUUUUCCGAGCCGGUGAACUUGGACAGUUUGCUGAAGGACACUCGUCUGUCUCUGGGUGGACGCUUCACGCCGAGCGAGUGUGUGUCUCAACAGAAGGUGGCGCUCAUCAUCCCAUUCAGAGACAGAGAGCUGCACCUGAAGAUCUGGCUCUUCUACAUGCACCCCAUACUGCAGAGACAGCAGCUCGACUACGGCAUCUACAUCAUCGAGCAGGACGGGGAUGAAACGUUUAACCGAGCGAAGCUGUUGAACGUGGGCUACGUGGAGGCUCUGAAGGAGUACGAUUACAACUGUUUCGUCUUCAGCGACGUCGAUCUCAUCCCCACAGACGACCGAAACCUCUACAAGUGCUACGACCAGCCGAGACACCUCUCUGUGGCCAUGGACAAAUUCGGCUUCAAGUUACCAUAUAAUCAGUAUUUCGGUGGUGUGUCUGCUCUAAGUAAAGAACAAUACCUGAAGAUCAAUGGCUUCCCAAAUAACUACUGGGGCUGGGGGGGUGAGGAUGAUGAUGUCUUCAACCGCUUGACGCUUCGGGGAAUGUCCAUCUCCCGACCUGAUCACAACAUCGGCAGGUGUAAGAUGAUUCGUCAUGCGAGAGACAAGCUGAACCAACCCAAUCCUCAUAGGUUCUCCCGAAUCUCCCGUACGAAACAGACGAUGGACACAGACGGCAUCAACUCGCUCAACUACACCGUGGUGGGCUGGGAGAAAACCCGGCUGUACACCAAAAUCAUCGCGGACAUCGGAACGCCUCCGAGUUUAUAAACCGCAAACACGUUCCCGUUCAAGUUCCUACGGAAGUAAAGAUGCUGACACCGAGCUGCUUUUCUCAGAGACGCGUUUACACACAGCACGGCUUUUACAUAUCCUCUUCUUCUACUUAUUUUUAUUAUUCCUUCUUUUUAUUAUACUUGGCAAUAUAACCUCCUGGACUUUUGUAAGAAGAAGAGCUUGGAGCCCAAACACAACGAGAAGUGAAUGAGAAAUUCAGAAGCAGUAAAGUGCUGGGCUGGAGGUGGAGGGCGUGGUCGCGGAAACAUCAGGAAACACAGCAUGUGGAGUGUGUGCAGCGUUCAAGGGUCUGUCACAGGACCGGAACGACCAGAAGGACUACAUACCUCGGUACCUUGUUCGAAGACUAUUUACUAUAAAUAUUCCUAUUGUGUGUGUGUGUGUGAGAGAGAGAGAGAGAGAGAGAGAGAGAUCGUUAGGCAUGUUCUGAUAAUCAUAUCACAAUAUUUAACCCACUACGGUUUGCUAGAGAUGCAUAAAGUAGACAUCAUUAGUACACAUGCGUCGACGCUGGUUCCGGUAUCGGGUCUCGGUCCAUUUUCUAUUCAAAAACGCUCUGAGACCAGGUGCACAAACGACUAUUAAAUUAUUAGUAACGUAUUCAAAAAGAUAUCACGAUAAUAUCAUAAACUGAUUCCUUUAAACCGAGGACCAAACAGCUCUUUAAAUACAUUCUCGCAGGGGCUGGAACUCAUAACCUUCCCCUCAGGGGUGUCCAAGCCUUAAACACCUGCCAUUGGUUAAAGUGCGUUUUGUCUCAGAUGCUCAACACUAGUUCAUUACUGGUUCAGUUUAGGGUUGUGAGUGGGAUUUGAACUCACAACCCUAAACUAAACCCACAGACCCCACCGACCAGCACAUACCUUAAACUAAUCCCAAGCAUACACUACUUAAGACGCUACACAGACGUAAUUAAAUCAGAACAGUGUCUUUCUGACAGCGAUAGGAUUUGAACCUACAACCUUCCGGUCACCGAUACAGCGUCAUUCAAUUCAGCCUUUCGCUUUCAACUCAGGUCUUUUCUUAUGGGUUCAGUGUGGAUUAAGGGCCUUUUCUCAGGGACCCAGCGCUGCCGCUCUGUCAGGAUUGGGAUUUGAACUCACACCCUUCUGGUCAUUAGAACAGAGCCAUAAUUGAGAAAGUUUUUAAAAGGUUACUUAGGGACCCCACGUUGCUGGGAUUUGAACUCGCAACGUUCUUCUCACCAGGACUGCUGUAUCGAUAUUACAGCUGAAAUAACAUGACAGAGUUGUGUUCUGUGCCAGGUGACCUCUUCUUGCUGAGAGGUUUAGCACGCCUAAAUAAAAUCAAUCCAAACACACCUUUACCAUGACCACAAUUAUAUUUAUUCAUAUUAUUAUUAGACAGCAAUUAUGGGCACGUCUCAACCUGUGAUUGUUCCCUGGGGUAUUUCAGUUAGGCAUGACGAUCAAAGGACAAAGAGCUACUGAGACUGAAGGGCUAUUCUUUGUAAACCAAAAGGAAAAUGAAUCAUCAGCGUUACUGUGAGGGUUAUCAACCUGCUCGACUGCUCACCUUGGAAUUCAUUUUAAAGUUAAAAGAUCCCGCCUUCUAGUCAUCGCUGCUCAUCAGGAAGAAAAGCUUAGGAAAUACUUACACUACAGUAUUUAACAUCAAAGCUUCUUUCAAAUGAAGGGCUCUCGGGUUUGUUCUUCUACACCAGUGGUCACCAACCCUGUUCCUGGAGAACUUCUUAAGGCAAGGAUCAGAUGGUCAGGUGGACACCAUUAUCUUUGGAGCUAAAGUCUUCAGGGAGGGAGAUCUCUGGGAACAGGGAUGGUGACCUCUGAUCUAGGAGAACCCUUAAAGAUUCUAUUCACAACAAUGUUCUACUGUAACUAUCCAAAGAACCCUUAAGGUGCAGGAGGGUUCUCAAACUUUUUACAGAGUACAGAGAUCCCUUUAAAGAGGCUCGUGCUCACGGUUUCUAAACAGAUUUAGCGUUAAUAAGAUCUGGAGGUCCAGCGGGAGUCAGGAAGGGUGUGUUAACGGCAGAGCUGGACUUCAGGAAGUCGGAACUCAGUCCCGACUUCCUGGUCUACAUGGGAAAGUCCAUCCUUCCUACGACAUUAUCAGCAUUGCCGCCGUUUCUCACGACUGUUCGGUGGACUGUUCUGGUCCACUUUUCCUCUCAUGACUCGGAAGCGUGUAUUAUCUCAGAAACAAUGACUGAUCAAUGUCCUCUGACGAGUCGCUGCUUGGAGCUCGUCUCCGGUGGGCGUGGCCUGUCUGACGCUCUGAUAUGAGAUGGGAGUGGCUAAUACACUUCUGUAAAAUUCACACAUGUAAUUUUGGUUUUGAAGAAAGAUACGGUACAUUUUUACUUGAACGAGAGCUAAUCACAUCCGACGUCAGAGUAGAUGUUUCGACUAGGCUAAUUAUCCAGCGUGCUAGCUUGCUAACUGGCUAGCAUGGUAACGUGAUAAUGUAAUGCGCCAAGACGUUUCCUCGUGUGUAAAAUGUCUUCCUUCUCAGCAGUGUGUACUGUAUGAGUUUACAUUGGAAUGAAGAAACACACAAUUUCACACUGGACCAUUUCAAAUGCUUUAAUCUGAGAAUUGUGUUUUGUUUUGUUUUGUUUUAGCCAUGCUACAUCGUUAAAGCCAAUCAACAGCUGCCAUCUCUGGCGAUUAAGAUGUCCGUUUUGGUUUUCCUGCAGAGAAAAUUAAACAGAUGACUGGAAUGUUACUGGAAUUUUUACGGGUUAUUUUACAUCACCGUUAAUGAGAUAUUUUCUAACAGGAAGUUUUGAUCAGCAUUUUCUUGAGUAGCUCAUCUGCAACACGCGGCUCUGUGUGAAAUAUUCAUGAUAACGGAAAUAAACCUGCAUUAAAAUCAGGGCCGCGGAAAAACUGAUACACAACACUACAACCUGAAUGUGAAAAUUGUCCCAAAAAGAAUCCCCAAAUAAUCUGCAUGGUGUGAAGGAGAAGCAAAAUCUCCAUUAUCAGAUGAUCUACAUAUCUGUGUAUUAUCAGAUUACAGCAGUGAUCUAACAGCUGUAACAUUCUGUUCAUUCGACUCAGAAGUUAUUUUGUUAUUAAUGCUUUUAUUUUUAUCUUAAACUGGCAUAAACAGGUUUCCACAAAUGUAUUUCCUUGUAAUUUGAUAUCCAUGACUGCAGAAUAUUUUUGUGAAUUUUUUUUAAACAAAAGAUCAAAAGGUUCAACAAUAAAGACAAAUUUUCACA
This is a messenger RNA of Ictalurus punctatus (channel catfish), 4567 nucleotides long. Its product is annotated as beta-1,4-galactosyltransferase 1. The record is from RefSeq and is a predicted model, not a curated record. Lineage: Eukaryota; Metazoa; Chordata; Actinopteri; Siluriformes; Ictaluridae. Bases 247 to 1329 code for a protein of 360 amino acids. Gene Ontology annotation, biological process: carbohydrate metabolic process; protein N-linked glycosylation. Gene Ontology annotation, molecular function: cytoskeletal protein binding; beta-N-acetylglucosaminylglycopeptide beta-1,4-galactosyltransferase activity. The transcript is spliced from 6 exons.